This is a messenger RNA of Heterotrigona itama, 3639 nucleotides long. The record is from the annotation of a GenBank genome assembly. Lineage: Eukaryota; Metazoa; Arthropoda; Insecta; Hymenoptera; Apidae.
AUGGCGCAUUUCGGAAGGCUGGACGAGUCACAUCCUUACUACGCGAUCGCCGCGGCUCGAAUGUCGCAAAAGCCAGAGACAAAACCAGUCACCGUAGGCAGAAUCUAUUGGAAAUUCGCUGCGUUCAACUUCAUUCAUAAAAGAAUACAGGAGACCGAUGGCGGUUUCUUCGAGAACCUUGGAACGUUAUUGGCCGAGAAGGUUCGAGCGCAGGAACAGCAGGAAGGACCGCUUCCGAAGAAGGGAGAUGAGAACCAGAAAACAGAGGAAGGAAAGGAAGAAGCAGAAGACGAUUUGAGCGAGGAAGGUACCAUCGAGGAGCCUGUCGAGGCACUUUUGGAGACCGACAGCGACAGGGACGAAAACGAGCAUGCCACGAGUUUUCUAGCAGAGUCUAUGGGAUGGAACUUUGAACUGCGAGUAAGAAUAAUGGUGAGCACCAACCCACCCCUAGGGGUGGCUACGAUGAAUCGAGGGAGAAACACUUUCCGCGGCGUGCCCAAAGCGGAAAUCGAACGCAGGACUAACACCCUGCUACAGGCUAUGACGAUCGAGGAGCUGUACGCCGCUCUGGUGUUCAUGAUCCAGCACCAAAUCGGCUACGACGUUUCCAAGGAGUGUGAGCUGGAAACUCUGUUGAAUUACCUUCAGAAUGCGUUCAAAGUCGACAACGACGUGCACGAGAGGGUUUUGGACGAGACGAGAAACAUGGAGCCGCCGGAGAUGCAUUUGAACGUCGAAGUGAUCGAAGCGAAGGAACUGGUGUCGAAGGACGCCAACGGCAAGAGCGAUCCAUUCUGUGCCCUUUACCUCGAGUCAGCUCCCACGAGGAGAUACAACACUGCCGUGAAAACGUCCACGCUCAGCCCCGUGUGGGAGGAACACUUCGAACUGGAUUUCGACGCUGCUGAAACGGUGCCCGAAAAAAUGAGCAAGGUGAAGGACGUGAAGGGUGUUCGAGGGCUGGUGAAACUAGCGAAGGAGAUCGCAGUCACUGCCACUACUGGCUCUCACGACAACGAAUUCAUCGGUCGCUGUAGGAUACCUCUGAAGGACAUACCGACAACAGGCCACACAAUGUGGUACUCGCUCGAGAAGAAGAACAAGUCGAAACGGCGCGGUGUGGUGAAACUAAGGCUGGCCUUCAGCGCGGAGCACAAUGCACAAGUGGCCGCGCAAGAGUACCGACACUUGAUCAGAGUGCUAUUGUUACAUGAAAUCGAGACUCAGAAGAUAGAGAAAUAUUGUUGGUGUGGCCGAUGGUCAGCGCCAGCGGAGGUUCUCCUUCUUCAGCACAGCGCUCAACGGGGCUUGCUCGCCAGGAACGUGACGCUCGCUCAAUGGAUAGAAUACGCGAGAAUUCACCAGGAACAUCCGUUGAACUUCACCUUGUUCAAUAAACUGGCGAUCGAUCUUCUGAGGCCGAUGGAGAAUGGCCUUUUCUCGCCGGAUGAGACGAAGCUGUUUUGGGACGCUACGAAGAAGCUGUUGUACUCGUGCCUGAACAGUGUUCGCAAGAUCAGGAGGCUCGAGGCUGGAGACAAGAACACCAUGACGCAGCUGUCCGCAAUUCUAGGAAUACUGUCGUCGAUCUCGUCCCUUAAAAUGCCUGCAGACUGCAAUCUAUUCCCCGCGAAGAUGUACUCCUGGUUCCCAGACCCUGACGAAGCACCGAGUGUCCUUCAAGCUUUGGAGUACACAGUCGAACAGGGUGGCGUCGAGUGGUUCGAACAUAUAUUGAACAACAAUUUCCCAGAGAGCGAGUCGGACGAGGAUGCGUUGAAGCAUCACAUCAAAAUAAUUCAGCUGAUCAGAGCAGAUUUGCAAAAUGCCAUCGACAAUUAUGACAAGCUAUUUAUCAAACGGAUCAACCUUCCUUACGCAAGAUGCCUGUACAUGAUGUACGAGAAGAGAAUCAGCGACAUGUGCAUGAUUAUCAUAGAAGAUAUCUGCGGCAGAUUGAAGCGGAUCGAAAUCGAAAACGCCGACGUGGAACUGAAUUUGGGGACGACUCUGUUCGAACUGUAUCUCGCGUUGCAGAGAUACGCUAUCCUCGGUCAAGUACUCUGCGCUGAGGGGCAGCUCGAGGGGAUGAAAGUACAGAGUUACCACGAGUGGUUCAGGGCUGGUGUGGCGCACUGGCUCGAUAUAGCAGUGUACAAGGCUUUGAAACGGAUCGACAGAGCAGUGGAGUUCGACACACUGCAAGCGGUCGAUAACUCCGUUCAGUAUAGCUCGAGCGCAGUAGAUACGUUAACGAUAUUCUAUCAAAUCAAAGACAUCUGCAAAUGUUCGAUCGCGUACGCCGACAAAAUGGCAAAGAAGGCAGAGCUGACCACCGAAUUGGAACAACUGUCAGAGAGCAGCGUGUACGAGAAGAAAUUUGUCGUGUCGACCGCUUGGUGUUUCGCGAUCAACAACAUCGAUUACAUUAGAACGUCGAUUGGACCGUUGGCCAACGAUCUGGGACUUCAGAAUAUCGUGGAUGCAUUGGCGGAGAGGAAGACUCAGGAAGAGGCAGAAAGGUGUCAACAGACGCUUCAAUUAAUCAUCGACAAUGCCACAGACACCGUCAGAAACAAGAUCAUAGAGCUGCUGCAAGUUGUCGCGAAUAAAAUGGCCCCUGCUAUGAACAGGUAUCUCAUGGAGGGUGCAGAGUUAAUAGACACGACCAGCAAUUCCAUGGAACGACUUCUACAAUAUCUGGACAGUAAUCUGACGACGUUGCACGAUUACCUUAACGACGACAAUUUCGAGAGGAUUUUGCUCGUCAUCUGGGACACGAUAUCGGAGAGUUUAUAUCAAUUGGUACAUAAUAAUCUAGAGAGAAGGAGGCCACCGUCGUUUUACUCGAAUCUUCAUCGUUCCUUGCAUACCCUCAUUCGGUAUUUCAACAUCGGAGCCGACGAGGCGGCGAACGUGAGAGUUUUAGAGAAAAUCGAACACCUGCUGGAGCUCCACGGUCUGGAGACGGCCGAACUGAUACAUCGUUACCAUCAGGAGAGAAUAAAGGAACAGAACGAGUUGGAAGAAUCCGAGUACGGGCAGAUCACUGUCAAGGCACAGUUUGUCGAUAAUUCACUGAACAUUCAGAUACUGAACGCGAGGAAACUGCGGCCAGUUGACAGUAACAGUAGUUGCGACUCGUAUGUGAAGGUGAAGCUACUUCCGGAAGAGAAGUUCGCUGACGUGAAGCUGCCUAAAACGCACGUGCAAAAGGAGAACCUGUAUCCGCUGUUUGACGAGAUUUUCAACAUUCACCUGACAAACGAGCAGAGAAACACGGAAAACGCGAUCGUAGUCUUCGAGCUGAAAGACAAAGAUUUUCUUCGAUCGAGAUUCAUGGCGGAAGCUUUCCUACCAUUCGGCGAAAUUGCUAAAACAAGCUCGGACCAAAGAAUCGAAUCUCUGGAGCAAAUCCACUUGAAGCUUUCCCGUCCAACGAGAAAGAGCAAGUUCUCUUUGCUAUUUAUUCCUUCAAUCAGAACUAACCGAUUCCUUUUGUCUAAUCUCUCUUCACUUUUUUUUAUUUAUUGCUUCGCGUGUUUAGGCACGGACGUGAUCCAAGCGUUGGAACAUAGGAAGGGAGACAACCAGGCGACAGAGUUCUUAUCGAAGCUCAGUUCCAAGGCUGAACGA